CGGAGGAGGAUGACAUUGAGGACGUCAAGAAUGCCCAGGCGACAUCUGCAUCAGUCAGGAUAUCUUCAGGUCAGUCACAAUUCUCUCUGGAGCCGAAGUUACAAAAACUGACAAGUGAUGAUGAUAUUGAACAUUUCCUUGUUACGUUUGAGAGAAUGGCAGCUGCCUGUAGAUGGCCGAAAGCAGACUGGGUUUUUCACCUCAUUCCUCUCCUGACUGGAAAGGCAAGGAGUGCCUAUGUUCAUAUGGAUGUAGAUGAGACACACAAUUAUGAUGAUGUGAAAACAGCCAUCUUAAAGAAGUAUGACAUUAAUCCAGAAACGUACCGACAAAGGUUUCGUUCCCUGUAUGUUUAUCCUGAUGAGAGCCCUAAAGAACUUUAUGUGAGGCUGAAGGAAUUGUAUGGGAAAUGGAUUUUACCCAGAGGUAAAACCGUGGAAGAAAUUGGUGAAAUGUUGAUUAUGGAACAAUUUCUGAGAAUGUUGUCCCCUGAGCUCCAGGUGUGGAUAAAAGAGCAUGAUCCAAAAUCUGCUGCAGAAGCUUCGACCCUCGCAGAUGUGUUUGUGGCUGCUCGCAGGAAGGGACAGCCAUGGAGUAAUGCCUCAUUUAAAGAUAAGAAUGCCUGCAAGCCAGCAUCAUCUCGGCACCACCAGGGUUCAGCAACAGGUGGGAGUAAAAUCUCAAGAAUUGAAUUGCCUGCCAAUUUUCCUAAUAAAUUUAGUAAGAGACUUCCAGUUUGUUAUCUAUGUGGUCAGGAAGGGCACACUAAACCUGUGUGUCCACAAAACCCCUUAAAACUGACCCAGAUGUGCUUGGUACCAUCCCAAGACUCAGAUAUAAAAGAAAGGGGAUCUUUAACAAGAAUGACUUUGGUUCACAGACAAUUUAUACCAAGUGGCGUGCAUACUUAUGAUACCAUCUCAAUCUGUUGUGUGCAUGGGGAGGAGAGGCCUUACCCUACUGCUGACAUAUUUAUUGAAGUAGGUGGACAAGCCUAUUUAUUGAAAGUAGUUGUGGCUGAUGCCUUGCCCUUCCCAGUAAUUUUGGGUGAAGACCUGCCAGUGCUCAAUGAUUUGUUAAAACCAGCAAAGGACUGUAAUGUGGCUAUUACGAGGGCCAAAGCUGCAGAAGUAAAUGAACAUCUUCCAACUUUGAGUACCUUACCUUUCUUUGACGCUGACGUGGAGACUGAUCCUGGGAGAUCUAGGAAAUCACGGAAUCAACGAAAGCAAGAAAAGUUCAGAGGUCCAGUACAUCCCUGGGAAAGAAAAUGUGACUGCUGACUUUCUCUCUCGCUGUCCUAGCGGCAGUUUCCAAGAGGGGGGGAAUGUGAUGGCCACACCUGCAGCCACACAGUCGGUAACCUCACAAACCACUUUUUCACUUUAAGUUUGCACAUACUGUAUACAUACGUUAAUUUGUUUGGUUUUUAGUGUGGCAAUGUUGAAGUACAUCAGUUCCAAUUGUAGCGCGCACAUUUGGUUAACUUUUGUAUAUUUAAUUUUGUUACAUGCUUAACAUCUGUUUGUUUUCUUUUUUUGGUGUUGUGGGGAGUGCCUUCAACUGGGCUGAAGCAGAGGACUCUGGCUGGCACACUCCAAUCCCUGAUUGACUCACUGAUUGGGUGGUACCAUCUGGAGUUCCACUAGGGGGGAGAAGACCAUGGAGUCCUUAUUUUAAUUCUGUGGCAUAAUCUUUCUUUUGCUUUUGUGAUUUAUUUAUUUUGCUAAUUUUUAGUUAUUAGUCAUUUAAGUUUAAUCCUUAAACCAACUGUGUUUAGUUAUCUUUGUUGUUGCAUAGAUGUUCCCUUUCCCUCUUCCUCAGUGUUAGUCUGGUCUGAUCAGCCAGUAUUUAAGCCCCCUUUGUUUGUUGUAUGUCAGGUCAGUUUGUUUGUUUGAGCAGUUAGUUUGAGGUUUUUGUUAUGUUUAACUUUGAUAU
Molecule: messenger RNA, 1938 nt
Organism: Fundulus heteroclitus (mummichog)
Lineage: Eukaryota; Metazoa; Chordata; Actinopteri; Cyprinodontiformes; Fundulidae
Exons: 2
Coding region: 156-1283 (375 amino acids)
Molecular function (GO): nucleic acid binding; zinc ion binding
Source: RefSeq, a predicted model, not a curated record